AUGCCCCCAGGAGUAUGGACGUCAGUGCCGACCAGCGACCCUGAAGAGAAUUUCAUCGGCCAGCACCGACGCAAUGAUUCAGAGUCACUGCGUCGUUCCGGAGCGAGGUGGUGGACCAGUAAGCGGUUCUUGCUCAAGGUCACUGUUGGAACGGUGUGUUUCCUGGCGCUACUCCGUGUUCUGACACGGGAUUCGGGCAGCCAGAGCCUCGGACCUGUGGAUGAGUCGGCCCUUAGCGGAAACACGACACAGGCGCAGGAGGAGAAGUCUGCAUGGGAUUCGUCGUUUGUCCUGAAUGGUGCCCCUACCAUGAAGUUUCGAGAUAAUCUUUUACCAAACAAGAAGUAUAUCACAACAUUUUUAUCGGCUGGUUGGACUAAUGAUGUUAUGACCUAUAUUAACCUAAUCUAUCUCGCAAUACUCACCGAACGGAUACCCAUCAUUGCAACCUUUAUACCCUCUCACAUCGGAGAAGAAGUACCCCCUAUCCCAUUUUCGGAUGUUUUCGACAUCCCCAGGCUGCGAAAGGAGCUGAAGAUGCCUAUCGUGGAGUGGAACGAGGUGAAAGCAAAUACGAGUCAGGAAUUUGACGAGGUGGGGUGCUGGAAUACUUGGGAGGCGGCGGCUCCUUGGGAAGGGAAACCGAGGUUUAGCAGGCAGCCAGAGAUGUUGGGACUUGAUAUCUCGUAUACCAAAGCACCAAGUUGGAUCAAACUCGUCCCUCAAGAGCGAGAGCUGUUCCUGUCAUUCUGGGCGCUGGCGGCGCUCGCAUUUCCGGACAUGAAGAAGGAAUAUGCUGUAGAGCCUGCAGAAUCGCCGCGGUUCCACUUGAAGCUCCCUCCUGAUGACCAGCUCCUGUGUUAUGACUACCUGUAUUUCGUUAGUGCUCAUCUGCCAUUUGAAUAUGACUACGACUUCAGCCCUGCCUGGCGCUUUGUUGGACAGCACCUUCAUUGGACCCCUCAUGUUGACGGACUUGCAGACCAAUAUGUACGAAGAACACUGGGAAUCGCGGAUGGAGAGAAGACACCGACAUGGAUAGCCGUUCACCUCCGCCACGGCGACUUUGCUCGUAUCUGCGAAAACGACCACAAGACUCCCUUAUCAGAGUGCUUUGCACCCCUACCUGUCGUGGCAAGACGGGUGGACGAAGUCAAAGAAGAACUUCUGCAGCGAAAGGGGAUCUCCGUGGAGCACGUCAUCAUGUUGAGCGACGAAACUGACCCAGAGUGGUGGGAGGACGUUAAGAAGCUUGGAUGGUACAGCGUUGAUCAUUCUGAGACGGUGCAGCUGUACGGGCCCUGGUACCCUGUGCUUAUUGAUGCUGCCAUUCAGUCGGGCGGGAUGGGGUUCGUGGGGACAACGGGCUCGACGAUGUCGGUGCUUGCGCGAAGACGGGUGGAGAGUUGGCGUGAUGGCGCUACGAGGAUGGUGAGAUGGGGAAGACCUGGAGCUGAUGAUCAUUAG
Molecule: messenger RNA, 1467 nt
Organism: Coprinopsis cinerea okayama7#130
Lineage: Eukaryota; Fungi; Basidiomycota; Agaricomycetes; Agaricales; Psathyrellaceae
Exons: 8
Coding region: 1-1467 (488 amino acids)
Biological process (GO): protein O-linked glycosylation via fucose
Molecular function (GO): peptide-O-fucosyltransferase activity
Source: RefSeq, a predicted model, not a curated record